AAUGGCUUCACUUGCUCCGACUGUAACAUUGAACAAUGGCUACCGAAUGCCGGUUCUUGGAUUGGGAACGUGGUUGUCUCGUGAAGGUGAAGCUAUCGACGCUGUCAAGGCAGCCAUCGACGCCGGCUACCGUCACAUUGACACCGCCUACUUGUACCGUAACGAGAAGGAAGUGGGUCAAGCGAUUCGGGAAAAAAUAUCCGAAGGUGUAAUCAAACGCGAGGAUAUUUUCGUAACCACUAAGCUGUGGAAUGGCUUCCACGAUCCGGACAAAGUUGAGGAAGCUUUUAACCGGUCGCUUGCCAAUCUGAACAUCGACUACAUCGAUCUGUACCUGAUGCACAGUCCGAUGGGUCACAAAUUUGUUGCUUGGGAGCCGGAAAACCCUGACAGUGCCGCUGUUCCGGAGUUUACCGAGGUGGACUACGUUGAUACUUGGCGUGCAAUGGAAAAACUUUUGAAACGUGGAAAAGUGCGAAGCAUUGGCGUGUCGAACUUCAACAGCCAGCAGGUUGCUCGUAUCGUGCAGGAAUGCGAAGUGAAACCUGUGACCAAUCAGGUGGAAUGUAAUCCCGGAUUGAACCAACGCAAGCUGACUGAGUUUUGCAAACAACUGGACGUUACACUGACCGCGUACAGCCCCCUGGGACGUCCAAACUACUACGAAAAGGAUCCCAUUAACACACCCAAGCCGGCACUGGAUGAUCCACGGGUCGCGGAGAUUGCUAAAAAGUACGGAAAAACACCGGGACAAGUGAUUUUGCGAUACCUGAUCGAGCUCGGAACGAUUCCGGUACCGAAGUCAGCAAACGCUGUCCGACUGCGCCAGAACAUCGAAAUUUUCGACUUCAAAUUAACCGAAUCUGAAAUCAAAAUUAUGGACGGUUUCAACACAGGCAAACGUACCGUUCCGUUCGCCGCCUCCGCCCACCAUAAGUACUAUCCUUUCAAUAUUGACUUUUAAUUGAAUAAACA
This is a messenger RNA of Sabethes cyaneus, 975 nucleotides long. Its product is annotated as 1,5-anhydro-D-fructose reductase-like. Gene Ontology annotation, cellular component: cytosol. The transcript has 3 exons. The record is from RefSeq and is a predicted model, not a curated record. Gene Ontology annotation, molecular function: aldose reductase (NADPH) activity. Lineage: Eukaryota; Metazoa; Arthropoda; Insecta; Diptera; Culicidae. The coding region runs from base 2 to 964 and encodes 320 amino acids.